AUGAAGCCCGUCUCUGCCCUUCUUUUCGCCUCCGGCGCCUUCGCGGCCGCCGUCCUCAAGAGGGACAUCAACGAACCUCUCGCGGGCAAGAUGAUUGACUCGUGGAUCCAGAACAACAACGAGCCCCAGCGCGAUUACUGGUACGGCCGCGCUGCUCUCUACACGGGUGUCGAGUCCGUCUACGAGUUGACCAAGAACGAGACCCUUCUCGCCUGGUACCGUUCUCGCAUCGACGGCCUCGUCGUCGCCGAGAACGGUACGAUCCCUGGCUUCCGUACCGAUCACUACUCUCUCGACGACUACCGCAUCGGCCGCAACAUCCUCUACUGGUACCAGCGCACCGGCGAGGAGAAGUACAAGAUCGCGGCCGACACCAUUCGCGGCAUGCUCGAGAGGCAUCCCCGCACCCCUACCGGUGGUUUCUGGCAUCGCUCCCCGACUUACAAGAACCAGAUGUGGCUGGACGGCAUCUACAUGGCUGAUACCUUCUACGCUCACUACACAUCUCUCUUUGAUGCCGACAACACCACCGCGUGGGACGAUAUUGUCCUUCAAUGGGACAAGAUCGAGGAGAUCAUCCGUGACCCCGAGACCGGCCUUCUUUUCCACGGUUUCGACGAAGGCAAGGAGGCCGUCUGGGCCGACCCCGAGACCGGCGCCUCCCCUCUAAUCUGGAACCGCGCCGUCGGCUGGUACUUCAUGUCCCUCAUCGAGGUCCUCGACCUUUUCCCCAAGGAGCACGCCGGUUACGAGCGCCUUCUCGGCUACUACACCACUCUUGCUGCCGCCCUCAAGCGCGCCCAGGACCCCACCUCCAACGGCUGGUGGCUCGUGAUGAACGAGCCCUACCCGGGUAAGGAGGGCAACUACUUCGAGAGCUCCUCCGCCGCCAUGUUCACUUGGGGCUGGCUCGCUGGUCUCCGUCUCGGUUACAUCGACGAGGCCACCUACCUCGAGCCCGCCACCAAGGCCUACACUCAUCUCGUCACCGACUUCAUCACCAAGCAGUGCAACGGUACCAUCACCUGGACUGAUACCGUUCAGGUCGGUUCAUUGAACAGCGACGCGUCUUUCGAGUACUACGUCGGAAUUCCCGUUGUUGACAAUGACACUCGCGGCGUUGGUCCCUACCUCCUCGCCGCCUAUGAGUGGGAGCUCCGAAACAACAUUUCCGCAUAA
Colletotrichum karsti is the source of this 1179-nucleotide messenger RNA. Its product is annotated as cell wall glycosyl hydrolase. Lineage: Eukaryota; Fungi; Ascomycota; Sordariomycetes; Glomerellales; Glomerellaceae. The record is from RefSeq and is a predicted model, not a curated record. Gene Ontology annotation, biological process: carbohydrate metabolic process. The transcript has 2 exons. Bases 1 to 1179 code for a protein of 392 amino acids.